Molecule: messenger RNA, 2846 nt
Organism: Ictalurus punctatus (channel catfish)
Lineage: Eukaryota; Metazoa; Chordata; Actinopteri; Siluriformes; Ictaluridae
Gene: sec22c
Product: SEC22 homolog C, vesicle trafficking protein
Exons: 8
Coding region: 244-1290 (348 amino acids)
Biological process (GO): endoplasmic reticulum to Golgi vesicle-mediated transport
Source: RefSeq, a predicted model, not a curated record
AAGUUUCUCUGACGUUUCCUCACAACGCAGAGAGAAAUACAAAAAGCUGUCGGUUGUCAAAGAGCAGACAUGUUACACUAUAUAACAGCAAAUAAACCGGAUUAACAGAUCUUUCUGUACUCAACAUUUUUUAAACUAACCCCUACAACAAAAGAGCAUUCUGCAGCGUUUCAUUAGCAUCAUGCAAAAGGAGUUAAAUGAACCACUAAGGAUGAGUCUUGCAGCAGGUGUGUGUGAACGAGCAUGUCACUGAUCGUGUUUGUGUUGGUGGCUCGGCUCAGGGAUGGACUCCCUUUGUCCGCCUCCACCGACUUCCAGCACAGCAGAGAGCUGCAGGAGAGGAAGCAGCAGAUUCGCACUGUUUCAAAAUCGCUGAACUCGCUUCCUGAGAGAGGGAUCAUCAUGGGCCAUGAGCUCCAUAUCUACUUCUUCAUGUCUGACGGCGUGGCCUACCUGAGUGUGUGUAUGUGCAGUGUGUCUGCUGCCGUGGCCUUCAGCUUCCUGGAAGAUCUUCGCUGGGAGUUCAUGGCCAGCUUCGACAGCUCAGCGGUGGCCCGGGCGUGUCGGCCGUACCCGUUCCUGGACUUCGACAGCGUGAUUCAGAAGCUGCAGCAGCACUAUAACCAGAGCGGCGGUCCUGCUCUCGGAGUCACUCUGAGCACAGUGGAGGAGGAGCUCAGCCUCAGUCCUCCUCAGGUCCUCACCAUGGACGAGAUACAGCUCAGUAACGGAGUCGCAAACGGCCACGCCGAGCAGACGGCCUCGUCGGGUCAGACUCAGAGGCUGGAGCCGGUGUCCGCUCCUGGAAUCCUGUCGCUCAUCCUCAACAUCAUGUGCGCUGCUCUCAAUCUGAUCCGGGGCGUCCACCUCAUCGAGUACACCUUCCAGGACGAUUAUGACGGAUUAUGGAACGUCGUGGCAUUUUUUGUGGCCUUCGUGUGCUGCGUUUGCCAGUGCCAGCUUUAUUUAUUCCACUCAUCCCGGAAGAAGAUCAAGUCUUUAACACUCCUCACCGCGAUCGUCCUCUGCAACGGCUUCCUGUUCGGCCUGAGGAACGUGUGGCAGCUGACAUUCCACGUGUUCGUGGCCUUCCUCUCCACCCUCCUCAUCCUCAACCGCAAACUACUGGACAGGAGCUCGGACUGUGGAGUGAUAAGCCAACAGGAAGAUCAGAGAGCUGUCUAUGGGAGAAAAGCGAGCCAGUUUGAAGCUGAGAAAAGAGGGAAAAUCAAUCAGAGGCACUCACAAACAUUAGGCAUAGCCAGUACAACAAUUUGGAAUGUCCUGUGAAAGAAAGAAACCACUGGUGUAUUGAGCAACAGACACUGAAUGGGUCGGCCAAGGAAAACAACAGCAGCUGAUGACAGAAACGUUGCGCUAGCUGUGAAGAAAAACCCCAAAACAACAGUCAGUGACAUCAUCAACAACAUCCACAGGGCCGGGGUGGAUAACUGUGAUUCAGUAUAAUUGAAAAUUAAAGUUGUAAGUAAAGUACAAAAGUUUUCAUCCCUUUACACUGAAAUGAAGGAACGAAUAAAAAGCUUCACUAUAUUAAUGAUCACACAUUUUUCUUUGUUAAUUAAAAACUGUCCAGAUCGGAAAUUCAAAAGCAGAGUAGUACAGUGAAACAAUUACCAUGCUGUUUCUGCAAGUGAUAUAAAUGUGAACUUCUAUUCCUUUAUUCCACUUGACUCUAAAUGUAUUCCUAGGUCUGACUAUUUCUCUUUUUCACCCCCACUCUUUGGACAUAUCUUUUAAAAUUUGUGUUUCCUUUGGUUUCUGAAUGAUGGUUUUCCUUGUGGCUAGCAGUCUCCCUAAACACUUUUAUGUGCUUUUAUCAUCUUCUCCAGCUGUCUGAAAGGUCAAUAUUUUCAGUUUUAGGUCUUAUGAGGGCUAUUUUCUGAUCCCAAUGACUCUUAGCUCGAGUGCUCACAGUGAACCAUCAGACACUUUGGUGAGGGAUAUACAAGAAAAUGAUGUUUAAACAUGAGCUUGCUAAUAAAGAGAACUGCUGAAUCAAUUGCUAUAAUAUUCUUAAAUGUGAAAGCACCAUAAACUGCAAAAUGAAGGUAAAUUUUUAAAACUGUUUUGCCAAAGUUUUGCACUUGGUUGUAUUGCACCUGAGUGGAAUAUUUGAUAUUCCCAUAAGCAAGAAGUACACAACACUGAGGCAUGCUGCAUCCUCGUAAACUCUCGUCGUGAGCUAGAAUAGUCUUAUAAAUCCUCACCUCUAAGAUUAUAGUCUCAGAGCAGAAAUAAACCCAAGACAUAAACCUUUCCCUUAAAUCUGGAGUGUGCAACUGGCUAACGUCUGACAGUGUGUCCUGAGGCUAGUCUAAACACACUGUGACGACUAAAAGCUAAAUUUAGAGCAGCAUUUAGAAGAGUGUGGGAUUAAACUGUGAGUAAUGACUAAUCCAUCUAGUUCACACACUUUACACACAACCUGCUGGACUGUAUUCACGUCUACGCAGAUGUUUUUAUUCAUAAGGCAGCCCUUUAAUGUACUAAUAAUUUCUUGUUAAGGGUCAAAGUGUAGCACUAUUUAUUUCCACAACACUACUGAAUUCUUGAAUCCGACUGGCCAGAAGAUAUAAUCGUUGAUAUAGGGUGAAGAUUUCUGUGAGGAGACGUUUGUGUAACGUUUAUGGAAGGAGUCUCCAGUGUCAGCACUUUGGAACAGUCAGAAAGUUUGCGCGUUCUGGUUUCUCCGUGACGUGACACGAUGUAUUUUAACGUCUGAUUAACUUCGAGAGAGAGAGGGAGGAAAAAUGAGGCUACUAUAACAUAAGUGAUGAUAAAAACUAACUUGUCUUGCAGGUGUUCUAUAACAUAACAUUCAAUAG